Messenger RNA from Lytechinus variegatus (green sea urchin), 2743 nucleotides. Its product is annotated as coelenterazine h 2-monooxygenase-like. The transcript has 3 exons. Bases 205 to 1251 code for a protein of 348 amino acids. The record is from RefSeq and is a predicted model, not a curated record. Gene Ontology annotation, molecular function: hydrolase activity. Lineage: Eukaryota; Metazoa; Echinodermata; Echinoidea; Temnopleuroida; Toxopneustidae.
UGCUGAAGUCCGGACAGUCGCUCUGUAUUUUGCCUUUUAUUUUAAGCUCCAAGAUACCUUACAAUUUGGACAUUGACCUGCAUGUAAACAACGAAGUACGAUUCGAUGGGGAAUUGAUCAAUUGUUGAUUUCGGGGACAGUGCUUGGCUAGACUUAUACCCUGGAUAUCCAGAUAUAGACGUGAUAGUAUAUUGCUGCUGAAUCAUGCUUAGAAAAAUGGCGUCCAGUUCUAUAGGAAGACUGCAGACCGUCGUUGGCCAUUUCAAACUUGGGCAGCAGACGUCGACCAGCGGAAAGCUCGUCGCAAGGCCCGCCGCAGCUAUGGCGUCGCGCAACCAGUCAACGAUACCCCUGGUUACAGCAGAUGAUUGGUGGGGAAAGUGCACGAAAGUCGACGUUUUAGGGGAAAAGAUGUCAUAUUAUGAUUCGGAUCCCCAAAAUAGCAACAACAAGCAUGCAGUAGUCUUCCUUCAUGGCAACCCGACGUCUUCAUAUUUGUGGAGGAAUGUUAUUCCUCGCGUGGAACCCAUCGCUCGAUGUCUUGCUCCAGAUCUUAUUGGUCAGGGACGCUCCAACAAGCUCACUAACCAUUCUUAUCGUUUUGUUGAUCACUACCGUUAUCUAUCUGCUUGGUUUGAUUCUGUCAACUUACCAGAAAAGGUUAGCAUAGUAUGUCAUGACUGGGGCUCUGGACUAGGAUUCCAUUGGUGUAACGAACACAGAGAAAAAGUUGAAGGUCUAGUCCAUAUGGAGAGCGUGGUGGGCCCUGUCCCGGGAUGGGAUCGAUUCCCAGAUAUGGCCCGAGACUUCUUCCAGGCUCUGCGCUCAGAGGCUGGCGAGGACUUGGUGCUGCAAAAGAACUACUUUGUGGAGCUUCUCCUGCCCAGGGCUAUCAUGCGCGAGCUACGUCCCGAGGAGAUGGAUGCAUACCGCGAGCCGUUCAAGAACCCUGGUGAAGAUCGGCGCCCCACCCUCACCUGGCCACGACAGAUUCCAAUCAUUGGCGAUGGCCCGGAUGAUGUGAUUGACAUAGCUAAAGCGUACAACUCCUGGCUCAGGGAGUCUGCCGAUUUGCCCAAGCUCUUCAUCAGUGCAGUUCCAGGAUUCUUUAGCGAAGGGAUCAAGAAGGGAACUGCUAAAUGGCCAAACCAAAAGACUGUUGAAGCUGAGGGUUUGCAUUUCCUACAAGAGGAUUCACCUAUCCAGAUCGGAGAUCAUGUCAAAGAUUUCUUGUCUAGUAUUUAUAAGUGAAACUCCAUUCUUGGAAUUUCUAAAUUCUACAACUCUCUUUAAAAUAUCAAUUGCCUGUAUUCUGACUUUGCUUUAUGGUAUAAACCUUUAUACAAUUAUGGAUCAUACAUGUACCAUGAGAAAUCGGCUAUUAUUUAUUCAUAUACUGUUUAGAAAUUCAAACUUUUAUUUCCAUGAUUCAAUCAUCUUGAUUUGUUUCAGAUUACCUUCAAGUCCAUGUGUAUAAACUUGGAGACUGAUACAUCUCCUAUAAUUAGCAUAUGGUUCACCUUCCUUAGGAAACCAAGCACUGCAGAUACAAGAAACCUGUACAUGCUCAGCUGUGCAUGAAUACAUACUUUUUUUUUUAUCCAUUUUGCCUAAGGGGCCUAAGCUUUCGAUCCUAGCAGAAUCUUCUUCCGAGUCAAAAUGACCAAUGAAAUAUAUGUACUUGUGAAUGUUAGUCUUACUAUUCAUCUAGUAAGAUUCUAAUAUAUAAGACUUAGAGAUAUUUUUUUUCUGUCAUCAUCAUGUUAAAAUAUUAAAUCAUUUGAGUAUUUUUUUUUAUAAAUGUGCAUAUUAUUGAUUGCUCAUUCACCAUUCCUUUUAGUUUGGAAAGUCAGAACCGAGGAAUCUGUGUAGAAGGUUGUAAAUCCUACUCUCAGGGCAAGAUGACCAAUACUUCCAGAAACACUUUUCAGUUGAAAAAAAAAAAAGUAUACAAGCUGAAAAAAUCCUCCCAAAUGAGAGGGAAUACAUAUUUUCACUCUCUCUGUUUUUAUAUGCAUGCGCUAUUUGUAAUUUUGGCAAAAUAAUAAGUUACUUAUAUCUUUUUUCUUCUUAAAAACAAACUUAGCUUCAAGCAGGAUAUUUUCUUGUGUUCCAAAUAAUUCUGAAACAUUUCGUUCUGAAGAAAAAAAAGUUAACUUGUAUCUAUUUUGUCCUAUUCUAGUAUUUUUAAAUAGAAAAUAUGGAUCAGUUGAAUCAGAUUGCCAUUAAAAUGCCUUUUUAAUAAAUGUGAUUAUGUAAAUGUAAUAAUUAUGAUUCACCUGUAUUUUUUGUUUUCUGUUUCACUUCAUUUUUUUUAGAUCGAUAAUAUGGUAUCCCCCCCCCCCCUUUUUUAAAAUAGAAAGCCCAUCAGCCUUUAUCAAAGAAAUACACACACCCAAAUUAGCCAUGUUGUGUUAUUGAUAAACAGUUAAAUAAUUAUUGAACAAAGUUUGUUGAGAAACACAUAGGUUAUCAGCUCCCAGCUCUUGACCUUUACCUUUGAAAAUAAACACUUCAAAUUUGUAUUAAGUUGGUACGCCAAUGAUUACUUAUCUUUUAAUUCAUUGUUAGACACAGGAAAGGAUUUUAUUUUGAAAUAUAUCAUAACGAUAUAAUUAUUCAAAACCGAAGAAUAUUUGCCAAUUAGUGUCCAUUAUUGAAUUUUAUACAUGUACCUUCUAGCUUCUCAGCUAUUUUAUUCUUGCUUAAUAUUUUCCCCACUUCUCAAAUGCAUAAGGGCGUA